Messenger RNA from Oikopleura dioica, 432 nucleotides. The record is from the annotation of a GenBank genome assembly. Lineage: Eukaryota; Metazoa; Chordata; Appendicularia; Copelata; Oikopleuridae.
AUGAAGCUAGAGAAAGCACCUGAGAUGGAUUCAGAAGAUUCUGUCAGUCAGUGGCCGAUGCAGAGAAUCGCAGCUGCUAUUUUUGUCUCCUUGUGGUCAAUGGUUAUGGUCGUCCCCUGCUUGCUCUUCUUCAGAUACAGUUUCCAACACCUGAUAGCGACGAUCGUUCAAUUCAGAAAAUUGAAACGAAAACAGAGUACAACGGACAAGGAACGAGCUAGACAAAUGCUCAGUGCUAACCCAAAACCACCAAUUCCGGAAAUCGACGCCGGCGACUUCUUCAAUUUAACCCGUCAACUCAAGGGCCGUAGCAAAGUGUUCACAUCCACAAAAUUUAAUGAUCGUAUUUUGCUAGCUCAGAUUCAAAGAAGGCCGACCCACAAGUUCGCUCAUUUUUCGAGAGUGGAAACGUCACUUGGAACUCGCAACUGA